Molecule: messenger RNA, 447 nt
Organism: Hydatigera taeniaeformis
Lineage: Eukaryota; Metazoa; Platyhelminthes; Cestoda; Cyclophyllidea; Taeniidae
Source: the annotation of a GenBank genome assembly
AUGAAGGAGGCGGACAUUCCUUCUGCUCAACGCUUGAUCGCCCUCGCGCCGGUACAGAAGCGGUACAAUCCGGAACCUCCAAUUCUGCAACUGAUGUUGGGGAACCACCCUGUGAAGCAAAUCAAAAAACUCUCCCAACUCCCAUUCUCACCUCCACCACUUAAGACUUGGGAUCCUGCACUCCGUAUUAACUUUUUUGCUCUCCUUGUAGAUACCCCUCUUAUUCUGUUGCUGAUUACGCUCUCCUUCUUUAUCCCCCCAAACCGGAGUCUUUCAGUCUUUGGGAUGACUGUGAUAGACGCUGAGACAGAAGUGAAUGCUGUGUUGUUGGUGAAUCGUAUAAUUCCUCCUUUUUCUUCCCUCUCCUUCCUCGUCUGUCUGUCAAACUCCGAUCCAGAAAGUCUUAUUUUGCCUGCAGAUGAGACUACCCUAAUGUAUUUCUUCUAA